Mixia osmundae IAM 14324 is the source of this 1962-nucleotide messenger RNA. RefSeq lists its product as uncharacterized. Gene Ontology annotation, biological process: maturation of LSU-rRNA from tricistronic rRNA transcript (SSU-rRNA, 5.8S rRNA, LSU-rRNA); ribosome biogenesis. The transcript has 4 exons. Bases 1 to 1962 code for a protein of 653 amino acids. Gene Ontology annotation, molecular function: RNA binding. Gene Ontology annotation, cellular component: PeBoW complex; nucleolus. The record is from RefSeq and is a predicted model, not a curated record. Lineage: Eukaryota; Fungi; Basidiomycota; Mixiomycetes; Mixiales; Mixiaceae.
AUGGCACCCCGAGGUCAGCCAAAGAAGAAGGGCGAGUCAGGAGCGGCGAAGAACUACAUCAGUCGAGCACGUGCGACCCGGAAGCUGCAAUGUACGCUUGCCGACUUUCGACGACUUUGCAUCCUCAAAGGCAUCUUCCCUCGGGAGCCAAAGAGCAGGAAGAAGGUCAACAAGGGCUCUAAUGCGCCUGCUUCGUUCUACUACGUCAAAGACAUCCAAUAUCUCCUGCACGAGCCCGUCCUCGCAAAGCUGCGAGAACACAAGGCCUUUGCGAAGAAGCUGUCAAGAGCCCUUGGGAGAGGUCAGAUCGGUCUUGCGAAGAAUCUGGAUGAGAAGAGGCCCAAGUACCGCAUUGAUCACAUCAUCAGAGAGAGGUAUCCUACUUUUAUCGAUUCGAUCAGAGACUUGGACGAUGCUCUAUCACUCAUCAUCCUCUUCGCACAUCUGCCAGCCUCGUCCAAGGUUCCGGCGCCCAUUGUUGCGCAUUGCGCCAGAUUGGCGAACGAGUGGCAGCUCUAUGUCGCGCGCACUCAUUCACUCCGGAAGGUCUUUCUGAGCAUCAAAGGCAUCUACUUCCAAGCCGAAGUCAUGGGCCAGACGGUGACCUGGCUCGUGCCGUAUAUGUUUACGCAGCAUGUUCCCGACGAUGUCGACUUUCGUGUCAUGCUGACUUUCCUGGAGCUGUACCAGACCUUGCUCGGCUUUGUGUUCUACAAGCUCUACACCGACCUGAACCUCGUUUACCCGCCCAAGCUUGACGAAGAGAGGGAUGAUGCCGGCGGUGCUGGUUUGAGCGCGUUCAUGCUGCAGGAGACCAAUCGGAGCCUGACGAAUCUCGAAGAGGAUCCAGCCAAAUCAGCUGCGCAACGGAACUUGACUACAAAAGAUGUCAAGAAGCAAAUCAAGGCAAUUACGCAGACUGCCGCUCCUGAGAUCGACGACGAAGCUAUUGAGCCAGAGCAAGCCGAGCAGACAACAGACACGCGAGAUGUGUUCACGUCGCACAGCAAGACAGAUGAGGACGACGUCAUGCUGACGCUGACGGACGCCGCCAGACAACAGGAAGAGACAGAGGCGCACGCUUCGCUCUUCUCCAACUUUGUUAUCUACAUUUCGCGAGAAGUCACUCGACCUGUUCUCGAGUUCGUCAUCCGAUCUUUCUCCGGUCAAGUCUGCUGGGACCCCAUUUUAGGCGCCGGCUCGCCAUUCGAAGAGAACGACGAACGGAUCACACACCAUGUCGUCGAUCGACCUGUUCAGCGAGACGCAGCAGGUCAGAUCAUCAACACGUAUACUCAGCACAAGGGUCGAAGGGUGUAUGUCCAGCCUCAAUGGGUUGUCGACUGUGUGAACAAGAAGACUCUGCUGCCUACAGACGAUUAUGCGCCUGGGCAAGCGCUACCGCCUCAUCUCUCACCCUUUGUCAAUGACAAGGAAGUCAAAGCAAAGGGUGGAUACGUGCCUGCAGAAGCUGGUCUGGAUCAGCCGGCAGCAGAAGCAGCAGUCAGUGAGAGUGAGAGCGAGGAAGAGGAAGAGGAAGAGGAAGGAGAAGCAGACGUUGACGAUCUGGUCGAAGAAGCAGAAGAGCCUGUACAUGUGCCAGCCCAGAAGAAUGGCAAAGCUCGAGCGACGCCCGCAUUGCUCGCAGCGGUCGACAAUCCUGAUGACGAGGCACUCUUGCGCGCAGCCGAGCUCGAGGCGGAGACCCAAGGUAUACCUCACGCCGUGUUCGAGGCGAACCUCAGAGCAGCCCAAAAGACCGCCCGACAAGUUGCAAAGAAGACACCUUCGACUAUCUCCCCCUUGGUGCGAAAACAAGAAGGUGAUGCGAGUAUGCUAUUGACUGGCAAGAAUCGCAAGAUCUACAAGCAUAUGGAGCGUGGCAUCCGAAAUCGCAAAGCUGCUACGGACAAGCUCGCAGACAAGAAGCGUAAGCUUGUCAAGGAUGCAAAGAAGGCUUAG